ACGCAGAGCCACGGGCAGCGGCCGCGAUUCCCAUCGCCUCUCUAUGGGGCCGAUAACAGUGAGGGAAUAAAGGCCGCUCACGCCGGCGGGCGCCGUGUUUUCUGUCUGUGGCCUGUCGGACAGACUGGGCGCCAUCUUUGACCGUCGGCGAUGCGUGUCCUCCUGGUUCUGGCGCUGGCCCAGGCGGCCCUCGGUACCUGGGUGGACGUCGACGAGUGGGCUAACUUCAAGCGCGCCCACGGUAAGAACUAUGCCGACCAGUUUGUCGAGCUGAAGCACAUGCAGACGUAUGCGGCCAACAAGGCGUACAUCAACAAGCACAAUGCGGAGGCCGACGCCGGUCUGCAUACGUACCGCCUGGGAAUCAACAAGUACGCCGACAUGACCAACGAGGAGUUCAGCGCCCUGAUGACACGCCGUAAGCCGGCCGGGCUGCACCGGCAGCAGCAGCAGCACGGCCGUCCGUUCGUCGGCACCGGCCUGACCGCCCCCGAGAGCAUCGACUGGCGCGACCAGGGCGCCGUCACGCCCGCCAAGGACCAGGGCCAGUGCGGCUCGUGCUGGUCCUUCUCCACCACCGGCUCCCUGGAGGGCAUGUGGAAGCUGGCCGGCAACGACCUGGUGUCGCUCUCCGAGCAGCAGCUCAUGGACUGCAGCUUCUCCUACGGAAACAACGCCUGCAACGGCGGCGAGAUGCGCUACUCGUUCGAGUACCUGACCGACAUCGGCGGCAUCAUGUCCGAGGCCGACUACCCGUACGAGGCGCGCACGCACCACAACCGCUGCAACUACGACCCGGCCAAGUCGGUGGCCGACUGCACUGACUUUGUCAUCAUCCAGACUGACGAUGAGAGCAAGCUGCUCGACGCCGUCGGCAACGUCGGCCCGGUCGCCGUCGGCAUGGACGCGUCGCACCUCGACUUCCAGCUGUACUCGAGCGGCAUCUACAGCAACGCCAACUGCGGCACCGCGAUCUCCGAGCUCGACCACGGCGUGCUGGCUGUCGGCUACGGCACCGAUGCCGAAGGCGACUUCUGGCUCGUCAAGAACUCGUGGGGCGCCGAAUGGGGCAUGGAUGGCUUCUUCAAGAUGGCCAGGAACGCCAACAACAUGUGCGGCAUUGCCUCCGACUGUGUGUACCCCAUCAUAUAAGUUCUUUCGGACGGUCUCGGUCGGCGCCGAGACGGUGUCAGUGUCGGUGGGAGGGGAGAUAAGUGUGGGAGCCCAGCAUGUGUGACAUCGCAUCUCGAGGCCGGCAGUCCUCGAGGGGUGGGUGCCUGUCACCUGGCGCCUUCCGGCAGGGCCUCCCGCGCCGCUGUGACCGAUCUGUCCGCUUCUCACGCACUGUGUAACCGAUGAGACCUGAGCGCCGCGCACUCCAUCACAACUCGGCUGUUCCAUUGCGGCAAUAAAACCAGCCCGCAGGUA
Amphibalanus amphitrite is the source of this 1428-nucleotide messenger RNA. RefSeq names its product procathepsin L-like. The transcript has 3 exons. NCBI's taxonomy places the organism in Eukaryota, Metazoa, Arthropoda, Thecostraca, Balanomorpha, Balanidae. Gene Ontology annotation, cellular component: lysosome. Bases 151 to 1152 code for a protein of 333 amino acids. Gene Ontology annotation, biological process: immune response. Gene Ontology annotation, molecular function: cysteine-type endopeptidase activity. The record is from RefSeq and is a predicted model, not a curated record.